UCUAUUCUUCUUUUUUUGAGGGGGAUGUUAUUGGAAGACUUUCCAAAGAAAAGAAGACGUCUCUCAAUAAGAAAUACUAAAGAACCCCAUUUCAGUACAUGGCUACAAUUAGAGAACAAGUUUGCCAACCAUAAAGAGUUGUUGUCCAUCGCAUAUUUCUUGUGUCAACAAAACGAGUCUUGGAUACCCCUCAUUGCAGAAUAUGGUUUACCUCAUUUAGAAAGGCAACUCGUUUUUCCAAGUUUGAUAAAAGCCAUCGUCUCUCAACAAUUGAGUGGAAAGGCAGCAAAAGCUAUCAUGGAAAGACUACAUAGUCUGUUACAAGGCACUGUGACAGAGGUGGAAAUUGCUAACCGAAUUGUAAACUUGGAACAAGCUCAACUGAGACAGGCUGGAUUAUCGCAACGAAAGGUGGAAUAUUUGAAAGGGUUAGCCCAGUUGUUUGCAGAUGGAACGCUGAGUGAUGAUGAGUUGGCUAGCUUGUCCGAUCAUGAUCUCACUUCACGAUUGUUAACUGUCAAAGGAAUAGGGGAAUGGACCAUACAUAUGUUGAUGAUAUUUGCCUUACAAAGAAAGGAUGUAUUGCCUUUUGGAGAUUUAGGUGUUCGUAAAGGUGCGAUUAAAUUUUUUGGUUUGUCUGAUCAGCAGAAAAGAUGGAAGAAGAAAGAAGAAUGGGAAGCCUUAUUUGAGCCAUAUCGACCAUAUAGAACGUAUGUCAGUUGGUUAAUGUGGAAAGUGAAUUCUCCACAGUUUGUGAUUGCUAUGGAAUAAAUAGUAAAUGUUUGGAUAUAUAAGAGUGUAAAGUCAUUUCAAGAGAUAAUGAAAUCCAGGUUUCUUUC
Molecule: messenger RNA, 839 nt
Organism: Galdieria sulphuraria
Lineage: Eukaryota; Rhodophyta; Bangiophyceae; Galdieriales; Galdieriaceae
Product: DNA-3-methyladenine glycosylase II
Exons: 1
Coding region: 25-771 (248 amino acids)
Biological process (GO): base-excision repair, AP site formation; DNA alkylation repair; base-excision repair
Cellular component (GO): protein-DNA complex; nucleus
Molecular function (GO): alkylated DNA binding; DNA-7-methylguanine glycosylase activity; DNA-3-methyladenine glycosylase activity
Source: RefSeq, a predicted model, not a curated record